Aedes albopictus (Asian tiger mosquito) is the source of this 4674-nucleotide messenger RNA. RefSeq lists its product as uncharacterized. Lineage: Eukaryota; Metazoa; Arthropoda; Insecta; Diptera; Culicidae. Bases 528 to 1556 code for a protein of 342 amino acids. The transcript has a single exon. The record is from RefSeq and is a predicted model, not a curated record.
UACGUUAGGAAAUCCUGCUAGGUGAAUCAGCCAAUAGGAGCCGUUGGCGCGAACCACGGCGCAUGCGCCAUGCGGCACGGCAGUCAGGUGAUAGGGCGCAUGGAAUGCGCUAGGUAAGCACGUUUAGUUCAUAAAAGCGAACCAGCAGCGUGGUUCGCUCUCUUUCUUGAUCCAGAAUUCCGUGUAGGUAGUCAUUAAGUAAAGUACGUACAAUAAAUUGUGUAGAAGUGUAGUUUUUAAAAAGUGAUUCGUUACAAAGAAAUCCCUAACUGGUGUCAGAAGUGGGAUACGCGAGUGAUUGGUGUUUAGAAAAGAGAUAUCGACGACAGCUCCAGCCAUCAACGCAGAGGUCGGACCGCAGAAGGAACCGCUCAACGCAGAAGGCAACCGGACGACGAACGAUAUCCGCCAGAUCGCAACCCACGGAUGAUCUUCAUCAUCACGUAAGUUCUACCCUACUUUCUACUUCUUUUACAAGUGAUUGUGUGAAUUUAGUGCGGUGAUUAUUGCGCGCUUCAGUGUAUAAGAUGGCUCCCGCGACACGAACUGAAGAGAUUGAGCAGCUCAAGACUAUGGUCGAAGAGCUUAAGUUGCAACUCGCAACACAAAACGAAAACGAUCGCGAUUCUGAAUUGGACGAGCUUCGGUCUGAAUUGACCGAACUACGUGGCCAAAUAGCGGUCGGAAAUAAACAGGGCGGAGAUGCGUUCAAGCUCCCCGAUCCCUUCAAAUUCUUGUCCGAAUUCUCGGGCAAUAAGAAAGAGCUCGCAGCUUGGCUCGAGGAGGUCGAUGACCUCUAUAAUGACUUUAAAGUCAAGAAUCAAAGUGGGGGGUACUCCAUUUCCAGCCUUUACCUAAGGGCUAUAAAAAACAAAAUCAAAGGGGAAGCACGCACACUUCUGUGUGCUAGUGGCAACCCCAGCACAAUCGACGGUAUCAAAAAGAUACUCGUUGAACAUUAUGGUGACGAGCAAGACUUCAUCACAAACCUAUCGACUCUAUUCCGCUUGCGGAAAGCUGAUAGAACACACCUCCGAUUCUUUAAUGAGAUGAAGGAAACAAGCAUCAGAUUGAAAGCAAACCUUCAAUCAAAACCGCUCACCGGCCUCGAGAUAAUUGAAAUUAUCACGGUGACAAAAUACCUGGAUAACAUCCAGGAACCAUUGGGCUCCAUUAUCAGGAACUCGAAACCGCGAAAUUUAGAGGAAGCAUACCAAGCGGUAUUGCUCAACCAAAAUGCGGAGAUGCGUGUCAAGCCCCAAUAUUCCAACCAAACUUACAUGGGCAAACAUAAAUCAUUUAAGCCACAUGGUGCAAACUCGAGCAGUCAGCAACAUGUGCAACCCAACACCUCGCAACCUAAUCCGAAUAAACAUUCGGCGUAUAAAAAACCUGCCUUCCAGCCAAAGCCACGUGCUGAGGCCCACAAUAACGAGGUGGAGGAGGUAAACGAACCAGAGCCUCCGGUAGAAGUUCCUACGGAGAAUGAUGACCUUGAUUAUUCUGACGAAGAACUAAAUUUUCAGACUGCCAGGGGACCGAAGAACAAAACGUAAAUUUCAUUCCGUACGUACGCUUCCCAACAACGAAAGGAACCCUAAAUUUCUUAGUUGAUACGGGAGCCAACAAAUCGUACAUCAAUCCAGAGCAUGUUAAAAAGGCGAAAACAGUCACCAACCCGUCUAUGGUGACGAACAAAAAUGGCAAAUUUUUUAUUGAUAAAGUGGUUCACGCGAACCUUUUCUCUGAUUGUUUUCCAGAAAAAUUGCCAUACUAUGUUUUUAAGUUCCAUAAGUUCUUUGAUGGACUUAUUGGAUACGAAAAUUUAUCCAAAAUGAAAGCGGUAGUGGACACUAAACGCCAUCAUUUGGUAAUCGGAAACAAAUCAUACCAGUUCUCAAGAUAUUACCCUUCCUCAGUAAACUUUCACAUUCAAGAGAACUCUAUCGCCCCUAUUUGUACUACAAGCAACGGUACAUUUUUGAUUAAUGAGGAGAUAAAUCUUUCUCCUCAAGUUACGCUGAAACCUGGUCUGUAUUCUGCUGAAGGUAACAGAGCCAUGGUUCACCUUUCAAGCAGGUCCCAAUCAGUCCCACAAAGGAUUGAUCCAUUUUGCAAUGAUGGUUUCGUAGUGACAAACGAGAAACCACCAAAACUUAACUUCCCUAGCGAGCAUCUGAACAAUGAAGAGAAAACUCGUUUGAUUCAGACUCUACGUCCUUUUAGGGAUGUAUUUUUUCAAGAGGGUAGAAAAUUGACAUUUACCCAUCAAGUGAAACACAAAAUUACUACUUCUGAUGAAGCCCCUAUUCAUCAGAAGACAUACAAGUAUCCCUAUCACCUACGACAAGUGGUAGCAGAGCAGAUUCAAAAACUACUGGAAACAGGAAUAGUUAGAGAAUCUUGCUCGCCUUGGACAUCACCCAUUUGGGUGGUGCCCAAAAAGAUGGACAAUUCUGGGCAACGGAAGUACCGAAUUGUUAUUGAUUACAGGAAGUUGAACGAAAAAACUCCGGCUGAUAGAUAUCCAAUUCCGGAAAUAAGCGAAAUUUUGGACCGACUUGGCAAAGCACAAUACUUCACGGUGCUGGAUCUCGCUAGCGGUUUUCACCAAAUCGAGAUCGAUCCUGUCGAUAUUCCAAAAACGGCUUUUAAUGUAGAUGGAGGUAAAUUCGAAUUCGUUCGAAUGCCCUUUGGGCUGAAAAAUGCCCCCGCUACAUUUCAACGCCUUAUGGAUUCAGUCCUCCGUAAACACCUGAAUAUUCGAUGUUUCGUCUAUAUGGACGACAUCAUUAUUUUCUCGAGCUCAUUGGAAGAACAUCUUCAAGACAUCAAGAAAGUUCUUCAAACCUUACGAGAAUCCAAUCUUAAGGUACAAAGCGAUAAAUCGGAGUUUCUCCGAAAAGAAGUCGAAUUCCUCGGGCACCUGGUGACUACAGAAGGGGUCAAACCUAACCCGAAGAAAAUCGAAGCCAUCGUUAACUGGCCUCUCCCAAAGAGCCCUAAAGAAUUAAAAUCAUUCUUAGGAACGAUAAGCUAUUACAGGCGAUUCAUUCCUCGUUUUGCUCACAUAGCAAAACCUAUGACCUCCAAGCUCAGAGGUAAAACCAAGGUAGUGGAAAUUGACGAUGUGUACAAAAAAGCGUUUGACGAAUUAAAGAAGAUAAUGACGUCAGAACUUUUGUUAGCAUAUCCCGAUUUCGACCAACCUUUUAUAUUGACGACAGAUGCCUCCAACGUUGCCAUUGGAGGAGUGUUGUCACAGAGUAUUGAAGGGAAAGAGAAGCCAAUUGCUUAUCUUUCUCGGACUUUGUCAAAAGCGGAAGAGAAAUAUUCCGCCACGGCAAAAGAACUACUCGCUAUAUACUUUGCUGCUAAAACGUUUCGCCCAUAUUUGUAUGGUAGGACGUUUAUUAUAUACACUGACCACGAACCAUUGACCAAGGAACUGAAACUUACAGACGCUACCGGUCGAGUCACCAGACAGCGACUGUACUUAGAGCAAUUCGAUUUUAAACUGAUCUACAAGCAGGGAAAACAAAACGUCGUAGCCGAUGGCCUAUCGAGGAUCCCUCGUGUUGAACUGAACAUUCAAACUGUUCUUGAAAACGAAGUUUUCGAUAUCCACCCAGCUUACGAUCCGGAAAUUAUUAAUCAAUUCAAAUUGCAGGUUAUCCUCAGGGUCAGUGAUGACAAUAGGAAGAGCCCUUAUAUUAAUGCUACUAUAUUUCCAGGAUACACGAGGCACAUAUACCACCGGAAAGAAUAUACCGAGGAGGAUCUCUUGAAGAUCCUGAAGGACUGCUUGGUCCCAGGCACCAAUAAUGGGAUAUUCGCCCCUGUGGACAUUGUCUUGUCCUGUAAACGGAUCAUCGCAAGCAAUUUCAACCCUGGCAUGAAAAUCCACUUCUCAAAUCUGAGACUUCCGGAUAUCAUUUACGAGAAAGAACAAAUUGACUUUAUCAAAAAAUGUCAUAGUUUCAACCAUCGGAGUUGGAAGACUACAUACGAAGAAGUCAAGAAGUCAGUGUUCUUCCCCGGAAUGAUCACUAAAAUUAAAAACUUUGUGAAAGCUUGCGAAGAUUGCAAAUUUUCUAAAUACGAGCGAAAACCGUUUAAAAUCGAGAUAUCACGACGGAUGUACGAAAAACCACUCGAAAACAUCUUCAUUGAUGUGUAUGUGAAAGAGGGUGAAAAAUUUCUUACACUCGUCGACUCAUUCUCCAAAUUCGCUCAAAUUUAUAAAAUUUCCAACGAGACGUCAGAGGAGUUGACCGAAACCCUCACCGAGUAUUUCAAGACAUUUGGCAUUCCAAAACUGAUCUCAUGUGAUCAGGCAACCUCGUUCAGAAGUCAAGAUUUUAGAACAUUCCUGGAAACACACGGUGUUGCCAUUCACUAUGCUAGUAGUAGCAACAGUAACGGCAUAAUCGAGAGGUUCCAUAACACGUUACUUGAAAUGUACAUGGCAAAUAGGAAGAAAGUUGAUGAGCUUACACUCUAUCAGGGACUCUCUCUGAUCACUGCCAUAUACAAUGAUAGUAAACAUUCCGCAACUCUGCUUACUCCCCGCCAAAUAAUAUUCGGCAACGCGACCUCUCUAGAUUUACACGACAUAAAUCUCACAAAACAACGAAUAAUCAUGACGGCUAGGGACAAUAUUGCUCAAGAAGU